Messenger RNA from Chondrus crispus (carragheen), 675 nucleotides. RefSeq lists its product as hypothetical. The transcript has a single exon. Bases 1 to 675 code for a protein of 224 amino acids. Lineage: Eukaryota; Rhodophyta; Florideophyceae; Gigartinales; Gigartinaceae. The record is from RefSeq and is a predicted model, not a curated record.
AUGCCUCCCUCUCAACCAUCCACCGCCAAACGGCCUGCCCGUCGCCGUCUCGUCGACUACACCCCCACGUACUGGCAGUCGGCCUCGUCGGCAUCCGCCGCGUCCAUCUCGGUCGACGACCUACCGACACCCACGCUUCCUUCCGUCGAGGAAGCCACCGUUAGCGAAUCGCUCACGUGCCACUCCUGCGACCAAGUCUUCGCCACCGUCGACACGUUCCGCCACCACUUCCGCUCGGACUGGCAUCGCUACAACAUCAAGCGCCGUUUGCGCGGGCACCAGGGCGUCACCGAGGCCCAGUUCGAGGACCUUUCAGACUUGGGCUCCGUCGAGUCGCUCUCCGGCUCGGAGCCGGAGCACUCGGCGGAUGAGAGCAACCCCGAAGCCGCGCCCACCGUGCGCCUCGCCGAGAAAAUCGAGUUCAGAGAUCCCAAAGUCGACAACUCCUUCCUCGUCUUGUACCGCGCCGCCCUGCCCGAUCAGGAGACCAUCGCUAGCUUGGCAACGCGCGGCUCGUGGGCCGUCAUCAUGGCGGGAGGCGGCCACUUUUGCGCGGGCUUGUGGGAUGUCAAUGGUGUUUUAGUCAAGCAUAAGACCUUCCAUCGAUACACGUCCAGGAGGAAGCAGGGCGGAAGCCAGGCUGCUGCGGACCAGGCUCGUGGAGCUGGCAAGUAA